Messenger RNA from Mytilus californianus (California mussel), 2629 nucleotides. RefSeq names its product ataxin-10-like. The coding region runs from base 148 to 1560 and encodes 470 amino acids. The record is from RefSeq and is a predicted model, not a curated record. Gene Ontology annotation, biological process: neuron projection development. Gene Ontology annotation, cellular component: cytosol. NCBI's taxonomy places the organism in Eukaryota, Metazoa, Mollusca, Bivalvia, Mytilida, Mytilidae. The transcript has 9 exons.
UACCAGAUCCUAAAAAAAUUGAAAGGUUGUGCAAUCCUAAACGUGUGUUUUCAGUUUAUUGUUUACUGAAUUAAAACAGUAAAACACAGCAAGGGAGAAGAUUAAGAAUAUAACGUUCCAAGUCCGAAUUUUUUUUCCGCUAACAUAAUGGAAAAUACCUUUUCCGCAGUGAAAUUAGCUUGUUCCAGUUCGCCAACAAGCUUAUCAGAAUGGCAACAUCUAAAUGAAUUGUCAGUUCAACUAAAGAAUUGUAUGCUUGUGGAAUCUGAAAGAACUAAACUUACUGCUGAGAACCUCUCAACACUGGUGGAUUUGAUACAUCUAUGUAAUCAUGGUAUAGAAAAUCAAACAGAAGUCUAUUCCACUAAUAACUGUUUAACAGAAGUUUACAGGACACUAAGAAAUAUGUGUGUAGAGAGUGAACAGAACCAAGAUUUACUUAGCGACCAUGAACAUUUACUUACAAUUUCAAAAGAUUCUAUACAGGCCUUGGUAAAUCAGAUCAAAUGCAGUAAGGAUUCAGACAUUUUUGUGACAUUGAGAUGCAUUGUGCAAUUUUUAGGGAACUGUAGUGUUGGACAUAAAAAGAAUCAAUGUUUAAUUUGGAAAAUGUUUGUGGAAGAACUCAAUAAGCUGUUUGAUUUAUCAGACGAAAAGCUCAGCAUAUAUACCUGCAUGGUUGCACAUACUUGUUUAUCUGGUAACCUGGACAACCAAGAUGUUUGGAUUAGUCCAGAUACAAUACAGAUGUUAACAAAUGUGAUCUGCUACACAACAGAGUGCGAUUGUGAGUGGGGGAUAUUUCUCAUAGAGAGUAUGUGCAAAGUUGACAGCAGUUUUUCCAAAGUAUUUCCUUUAUUAAAAGACACAGAAAAGUUGUUGGUGUAUGAAGUUAUGUUGGACCAUCUAGAUAAAAGUGAAAAUGAUCAACAGACCUCAAAAAGCAAUCUACAGUAUAUUGCUGGAGAUGUGAAAUCUCAAUCAUAUACAAUCCUGUCUCUGUUAGAGAAACAUCAAAAUCAGAAUCCUGUUGUCAUGGUGAAAGAAAUAGAAAUUCUUGGUAUUGCAACAUCAUUUCACAAUUUAUAUCCAGAUAUAAAUACAGACAAAGACUUGCUUUCCUGUGUUAUUUAUUUGCUUGAAGGUAUCCAUAAGAUAGGGCUACAAGGAGAUAAUUUAUUCACCAGAGUGGAUAAAAUAAUUAAAAUGGGUAAUAUUGAUCAAGAUCAUGCAGGAUACUGUUUAAAGAGAGAUUUGGUCAAGCUGAUAGGGAACAUGGCUUACGAGUGUAAACCUAACCAAGAUCUUAUUCGUGAAAUGAAUGGUAUACCAUUAGUUUUAGACCAAACAAGCAUUGAUGGGAGAAAUCCAUAUAUCCAGCAGUGGUCAGUGCUAGCAAUUCAUAACAUUUGCAAAGACAACAAUGAAAAUAAAGGAAUUUUAGCUAGUCUAAAGUUUGAGGGUUUAGCAGAAGAAGCAGAUAUGUUAAAGAAAUAUGGAAUAAAAGCGGAAGUGAAAGAUAAUAAGAUAAUUGUCAAACCACCACCUGAAAAUGAGUAACGAAAGAUGCAACUGCCACUGAAAAAAACUGCUUCUGCCAAAAUGGGAAAAUAUAAUAUGAUGUAAAAUGUAAUGUUGUUCUUGCACACUUAUGAUUUAAUAGUUGUGUUUAAAGAAAAAAGUGGACAAACUUCAUUUCUUUCAAUAGCAAACAAAUGAUCAAUCCAAAAGUGCACCUUCAGUCAUUGUAAAUUGCGCAUUCCAUUCAUACUCUUGCAUUACUCUAGGCUAAACCGUGACAAACCUUUUAAAAACGAUGAACGUCUCACCUCUUUUCAAUCUUUGUAUGGUCCAGUCAAAGAUGUCCAGAACUAAAGCAUUCCCAUAUCGCAGCAACAAUCACAAAUCGUACCAAUUGUUUACCAUCUUUUCAAGUUUUUUUGAAAUAUGAACUCUAUUUAGAGUAUUCAUAUAUGGUAGAGCAUUUUCAACUAACCUGUGCAUCAUUCGAAAGAAAAUUUUAAAAAAUGCGGCUUUUUACGUCCACCAUUCUGAAACUAAAAAAACUCAUGAGGUUUGCCAUUUAUUUGUCGUGUUGCUCAUGUGAAAUAAAAAUCUAGUGACUUUCGCAUGCAAUUAUAUUUGUUGACAAGGAAAGGAGUUUGGGAUCGCAACUGCGACAAAUGAAACAUAUACGUGAAUUCUAUGAAAGUUUUCAUCAUGAAUUGCAAAAAUAAAAGAAAAAGCCACAGUCAUCAAAGCAAUAUUUACAAAUAUACAGAUUGAGUAACACGAACCCAUCCAAAAACUGGGGUUGAACUCAGGUACUCUGGUAGGGUAAGUAGUUUCUUCUAGCGGCAUCCGGCGUAAUUCUCGUAGCAAAGUAUUCUGCAUCCAUAAGACAUUCGAAAACGAUUAGAUGGGAACAAAACCCACGUUUUUGACAAAUGACAUUUGUUUAGAAUGUUGAUGUAACAUUCCAAAUCUUCACUGUUGAGUUAAUUCAUCAGUAACAGCAUACCAUCACGGAGAUUGUUUAUCUCUUUAAAGUAGUAUCCUCUUUAUUUAUAAAUGGGUAGAAGUAUAUUAAUUGACAUUUAGCCAAUACUAUUAUACAGUUUAAUUUGUU